Pieris macdunnoughi is the source of this 1560-nucleotide messenger RNA. The record is from the annotation of a GenBank genome assembly. Lineage: Eukaryota; Metazoa; Arthropoda; Insecta; Lepidoptera; Pieridae.
AUGUUAUUAACAUCACUUAUUAUCCUUCUAUUCUGGAAUCACAAUGCAUCUUCCUUUAAUUUAGAAGAUAUAAAUUUGCCGUUGGAACAUAUCCCAUAUUUCUUUAAUUCAUUUCCUACUUAUGCUGAAUCUUGUUCGAAAGACGUUAACUGCCCAUAUACGUCAUUACUUACUAAAGAGGCUUGCUGGGGCUAUGAUACAAGCAAUUGUAGAAAAAAUAAUUCUUAUCAUGUGCGCCCUCGUUGCCCUGGAGAUCACAAAGGUUGGGUUAAAACGAAAGAAGCUCAGUAUGAAACAUUUUAUACACAGGCAGACUUUGGUUAUAUAAAAGAACAAAUUGAUGAGCUUAUGGUAAUGUGUGAAGCUUCUGUACCUGAUGAUAGUUCUCUUGAAUGCUCAAAAUAUUUGAGGUUCUGUAGAGGGAGAAAUCUUAUGCUUAAUUUUACUGGGCUCAUUGGUCGUGGAGAUAAUUUAAGAUACAAGAUGGAUAUCUUGGGUCCUAGACAAAUUGGAGGUCAUUGCAAUUUUUACGCAGACAGGUUAAUGAAGGAAGCUGAACACAUGAGUGCUCUGCAGUCUUGGGGUCCUGAAUUUGUUAAUUUUGUGAAAACUCCAGAGAGACCAAUUCCUGACGGGAAGUGUGAUAUUGUUAUAGAAAAACCAACUUAUAUAAUGAAGUUGGAUGCAACUGUGAACAUGUAUCAUCACUUUUGUGAUUUCUUUAAUCUGUAUGCAUCCCUGCAUGUCAACUCGACCCACCCAUCAACAUUUUCUAGAGAUAAUAACAUUCUCAUUUGGGAAACAUUUACAUAUACAUCAGCAUUUAAAGAUACAUUCAAAGCAUUCACAAUGAAUCCAAUAUGGGAUUUGAAAAGAUUCCGAGGCAAAGUUGCAUGUUUUAAGAAUGUUGUGUUUCCAUUAUUACCUCGCAUGAUUUUUGGACUGUAUUAUAAUACGCCUGUGAUAUAUGGCUGCGAAAGGAGCGGUUUAUUCCACGCUUUUUCAAAGCAUAUAAUACAUUCUUUAAAAAUACCAUUACAUGUACGUACAAAUGAUAAAGUAAGAGUGACUAUACUAUCAAGAGGGACGACUUACAGGAGUAUUUUAAAUGAAGAAGAGAUAAUAAGAGAGUUACUCAAAGUGAAAGAGUACCAUGUGGAAAGAGUGGUGUACGACAGAAAUGUGCCAUUUACAAAGCAAUUAGAGAUGACGCACAAUACAGAUGUGUUUAUAGGAAUGCAUGGAGCAGGAUUGACGCAUUUACUGUUUCUGCCUGAUUGGGCAUCAGUUUUUGAAGUUUAUAAUUGCGAGGAUCCCAACUGUUAUUCGGAUUUGGCAAGACUUCGUGGACUCAAAUAUGUGACGUGGACGGAUAAAAAUAAAUUAGUACAACAAGACGAAGGACACGGGCCAGGCGGUGCCUCUCAUGCGAAAUUCACAAAUUAUUCGUUUGAUGUGAAAGAAUUUCUGAGAUUGGUGGAAAUAUGCGCCUCGUACGUGCGACAACGAGACGAUUUCAAGAAUUUUAUUCACGCAUCGGUUUCUCGCGAUGAAUUAUAG